AUGGAUUCAACUAUAAAUGAAUAUUGUACAAGAAUUACUAAUCAAAGAACAACAAUAUUAGCUGAACAACUUAAACCUUUAUUUGAUUUGAUUGUUAUUGAAUUAAAUAAUAAUAAUUCAACAAUUGAUGAUUAUUGUAAAAUAAUUGAUACAUUAAAAAAUAUUUAUGGUUCAAUCUUAAUCGAUCAAAUAAUUAUUAAUAAUGAAAUUUUUAAUCUAAUACAAAAUUUCUUAAUCAAUAUAUUAAAUAAAUGGUCUAAAGAUAAUAUUAUUUUAACUGAUAAAGAUGAAUAUUUAUUUCGAGAAAUAGUUGAUCUUUUUUUUAGAAUGAUAAAACAUUUAAGAAAAACAAAUCAAGUUUUAUCAUCAACCUUUAAAACAUGGUUUUUAAAUGAAUCAUUUUUCAAAACAAUAGCUUCAGUAUUAGAAGAUAUAUCUAUAAAUUCUCAUAAAUAUUUAGAUCAAAAUGAAAAUAUGAAAAGUUUAAGUGUAUUGAUAGAAUCAAUUCAAAAUUUUCAAGUUGGUAAUGAUCUUAUUCGAAAUAAUCCAAUUGUAUUAUUAUUAGUUGAUCCUAUAAUAAAAUGUCUUUGUUCUUCAAUUUAUUUUGAUACAUUAAAACAAAUUCAUAUUAAAUCAAUUGAUCGAAAUGCAUUUGAAGAUUUUAUACUUGGUACAUGUCCAUGUUAUUGUGCUUGGAAUAGAGGACAAGCUCAAAUAAUAAUAAUAAAUGCAUUAUGUUCAAAUAAUAUGUUAAAAUUUUAUCAAGAAAUAUAUGAUUUAUUUUUACCAACAAUCGAUGAUUGGGAAUAUGCAUUAAUGGAAUCAAUUUUUUAUAUGACAGCAUUAUUACGUUAUGUUGCUUUUUAUUCUACAACACGAGAAUAUUUAAAAACAAAUUUAAAAAUAAUUGAUUCAAUAUUAAUUAUAUUAAAUUCAAAUUGUUUAUUAGAUAAUAUAUUAAUAACAACUGAUUAUAAUUCAAAAACAAAUUUAACUGAUUCAGCUAUUUCAUUUAUAUUUAAUUUAACACAUGAUUUUGAUAUGUUAACAAUUAUUAAAGAAAAUUCAUUUUUUUCAAAAGAUAUAUUUCUUAAAUUAAAAAAUUCACAAGUUGAUCGUGUUAAAUUACAUGCUUUAAUGAUUUUAUCAAAAAUACUUAAUGAACAAGAUAUUUUAAAUCUAGAUCAUAUUGAUGAAUUAACAUCGAUUUUUAUUGAUUAUUUAUCUAGAGCUAUGGAUGAUCCAUGUCAUACUUUUCAAGAUGUUCCUAUUGAACAUUUAUUAACAUCUUUAAAAGCAUUUAUUCAACAUGAUGAAAUAAAAGAAGAAAUAGUAAAACAAAAUUAUUUUAGUUUAUUAAUAAAAUGUGUAACACAAAAAGAUCUUCAUAUUGGUUUAGUUUUACAAAUAUCAUUAGAAAUUAUUUGGUUAUUAACAUUUAAUAAUCAAAUUUUUCAUAUGUUAACAAAUAAUUAUGAAAAUUUUUUUAUUUAUUUAAAAAAUAUUCUUAUUAAUUCAAAAGAAGAAGGUGUUCAAGCAGCUACAAAAGGAAUUCUAUGGAAAUUAGAAAAUGAAUCUAAUCUUAAAAAGACAAUUAUUGAUUUACAUGAAAAUAAUAUUUCAAAUAAAAAAUAUGAUAUUAUGAUAAGUUAUAGUCAUUCAAAUAAAGAUUUAUGUCAUCAAAUUUAUCAAAAUUUAAUUAAUUUAAAAUAUAUUAUUUGGCUUGAUUUUGAAAAUAUGUAUGGAAGUACACUUCAAUCAAUGGCAGAAGCUAUUGAAUCAUCAGAUAUUAUUCUUAUUUGUAUGUCAAAUCCAUAUAAACAAAGUGCUUAUUGUCGAUCAGAAGCUGAAUAUGCAUAUACACGUCAACGCCAUAUUAUUCCAUUAGUUAUGGAAAAAAAAUAUCGACCUGAUGGAUGGUUAGGAUUUAUAUGUGCUUCAAAACUCUAUGUUGAUUUUACUAAAACUGAUUUUGAACAAGCAUUUCAAAAAUUAAUUUCACAAAUUCAAUUUCAUCGACAACAAACUUCAUCAGUUUCAUCAUCUUCAAUAAUGAAAUAUGAAAAGAACGAACCACUUAUUCAUGACGAUGUAAUUAAGCCAAAGAUUGAAAUUCAUCCAAAUAAUAUCGAGCAGAACUUUCAAAUUGAAGAACAAGACAGAGUUUCAAACGAUGAAAAUGAUUAUAAUUAUCGAUAUAUGGAAUGUUGGACGCAUGAAGAUAUUUUAAAUUUUCUUCGUGAUAAAAAUUUAGAACUUGUGAAACUUUUAUUUGAAAAUGAAAAACAAUUCGAUGGUCGUGCCUUAGUUAAAUUAUAUGAACGAUGUCAAUCGAAUAUUGAAUCAACUUAUCAAUUAUUAAAUACACAAUUAAAUUAUAAUCACAAUGAACAUUUAUCAUAUCUUACUUAUAUUCGUUUUCUUAGUGAACUACGAAAACAAUUGAAUCCAAUUGAUAUAAAAUAUUGUCUACGUUAUUUAAUUUGGAUUAUUUGGAAAAAAAUUCAUCAAAAACUCUUUUCAGAUGUCAAAUAA
Messenger RNA from Rotaria sordida, 2535 nucleotides. NCBI's taxonomy places the organism in Eukaryota, Metazoa, Rotifera, Eurotatoria, Philodinida, Philodinidae. The record is from the annotation of a GenBank genome assembly.